Molecule: messenger RNA, 2917 nt
Organism: Amoebophrya sp. A120
Lineage: Eukaryota; Dinophyceae; Syndiniales; Amoebophryaceae
Source: the annotation of a GenBank genome assembly
CUUGGGAUGGCCUUCCCCUUCGUCACCAUCAACGUUAGCAUAAGCAUCUAGUAAGCACGUACCGUUUAUUCUGUUUGAAAAAAUCUUUUCGCAGAACGAGAGCAUAGGUUGGGCGGUGGCGAGUCAAAGUCCCGGGCAAAGAUAGCACAUCACGGCGAGAGAUAAGCCGCAGCCCCGUCUUCAUCACGACCUCCGCUGUUGUUUCCGCAACUACAAGCGCCUGCAAGAGGACACGCUCGAAGCGGCUUCCUGCGGGCUCGUACAAUACAAAGGCUGUCUCCUAGGGGCGGUUGGUUAGUGCGGCACUAGACCUAGAGUUGUACCAGCGUAACAACAGCAGCCAACAUGGACUUCGAUCGGGAGCUCCGCGAGCUGGUCCAAGAGGGUGACAGUCUACUCGCACAAUUGAAAACCUCGGCGACUUCUUUCGUCCCUGGGGAGCGCGGGAUUGGGGUGAGGAGGUAUAAUUCUCCGUUUGUGGAAACAAAUUGAGUUUGUGGCGCAUGUUUCCCCUUGUUCGCUUACAGCAUCAGCUACUGAGAUGAUGUGUUGAAGUCCAUGAAGCCUUCUUCAUCUUGUUGGUAAGAAUGAGCAAGUAGGAAAUGAACAAAAGCUCGUCAAAUUGACGCACAACAUCACAGCACCGCUUCCAGUUCUUCCUCCUCCCGGGGUCGAGCUGGACCACAUUCCUACCCGCACCGCGCACAACAAGCUGGCUCUGCUUCUCACGUGGAUUCCGUGCAGAACACUUUGCACACACUCGCCGAAAACGGGGACGGGCUGCAAACGGAUCUAGACCAACAGGAGGAAAAACUGUCGAAGAUUCAGAACCUGCUGGAGGAUUUAGAGCAAGGAACGGCAUCGAUUGCAGGUUGGUUCUGUUUUUUACAUGACGCUGUAGUUGGCCGCGUUUGUGUUGCGGAAAUGUUCUUGAUACUUCGCCGAUCAUACAGAACAAGUGACGUUCAUCUUGGAACCACUACACACAGAUUCAUUAUCGUGCCGCUUGCUGGCACUGGAAUGUUCUCUACUUCACUUGAUGAGCAGCUACACGACUCUUUUUCAUCAAUCAAGGUAUCGCCCGCGAGCGUUCCCGGUCCGCCAAUUCGCCGCUUCGUCGUGGUGUAUCCAGUGCAAAGGCAUCGUGCUCGUACUAAUUGCAAUUAUGCAUUACAAAUCUAGGGGUUGAGGGAAAUCCGCUUUACAAAUUAAAUUUGUAAUGCUGAGCCUCCAAUUUGUAUUGCAAUUUAUACUAAUACGAUGCUUUUGCAAUGCAUAUGGUGGUGGCUACAGUAAUAGCUACAGCUCUUCGUCGCGCAUUCCGAUCCACGAGAGGUUGUAUCGCGAGGAAACGAGCUCGUCGUCCCGGCAAAGACUCGAGCCCGUUUCGUCUUCUACUUAUUCGGGAGGACCACAAGCAGCAGCAGCUUCGGGGUUUUCGUUCGCGGACCAGCACCCGCGACCCAGCUCUUCGAAGCAAACGGCAUUUCUGUUCUCACGGGACCCACCAGGGGGUGCUGGGGCUGCAGCAAAUAACUCGUCAGCAGGACUUCCACCGAAGCAGGGGAAUAAUGCACCGGGGAGCGGUCGUGGCGCUGCAUCAGGUGGGACGACAAAUAAACCGCCAGGAGGUACAAGUACAACCGGAGGUGGUGCUGCAUUAAGUAGCGGUGCAUCAGCUCCCAGAGGACCCCCACCGGCGUCUGCCUUACCCAUCCCAAGGAAGAAAAGCUUCUCCCCUAGUAGCCGGUCGAACAGUAGUUUUACGAAGCAGGGGAAAACCCGAGCAGGAAGCUUUUCCGCCAACGACGGCACGUACUAUGGUACAGGUGGAGGUUCUACUUCUAUUGCAGCGGACUACAAGCAGCUCCGGAAACAGGUGGAGAAACUUCGAACCCAGGUCUUUUCCCUCGAUACGGAGAACAAGAAACUGAAGGAGCAAAACACAACCUUGCAGCAGCAAAACCAGGAAGUGCAGCUGAACUACAAGUUGAUCGACAAAAACUACAAGGAGUCCACGCAGAAAGCGCAAUCGAUUUCCAUGAUCCGACACUUCUACGAAACGGAAACCGAGGAGUUGUCGCAGUUGAUCGAUUAUCAAAUGCAAAAACGUCUGGGUCUGGAAACUUGUGAUGCAAGGAAGGGACGAAUAUUGAGCACACUGUAAUGCGCUUCCCAGCAUGACAAGUUUUUCCGUUGGUCAGAGUUGCGUACUCCGCAUGAGAAACUGCGUUUUUGCAUGACAGACAAGAGGACCUCUUCGCGGGCACGCAAUACAGAGUUUAGAGUCAUGCCAGAUUAGCAUGACAAAUCUCGCAAUCUCCCAGACCCAGACAUAUUUGCAAUUCAUAUCGAUCAGUUGGUCAACGAGCAAAUGGAGUUGAAGCAAGCGUUGCGGAAAGCGUGCCAGAUAUCCAAGAAAAAAGCUGUGCUAGUGUAACCAUCUUUGGCUGACAGCAUCACAAAUUUGCUCUACAUGACUAAGUAAACCUGUUAUGCGUGGCUCGUAACUGUAAGGGAAAGCACACACAUGCAAAGAGGACUUCGUGGCUGUCUGGCAUGACAGGCGUAACUCUGUUGCAUGUUCUGCAUUACAGGGUUACACCUUCGCAAUUUUUUUCUCGCAUAUCAGAGUAUCCAGAACCAGUACGAAGAGCUGCUACUGAACAUGUAUCAAGGCGUGCGGGUCGGGUCCGAUUUCCGGGAUAACUGUCUGAGGAUAGGACGGAAACGCGAAGACUACUACGUAAAACAUUCCUUUUUCCGGCAGUGGUAUUUGAUCUGCGUGGCGGGUUUGUGAGCACGGCUAGUAUACACGCAAGAUGUUUUCAUCGGGUCAACCUCAACGUUAAAAAAGACAUCAACGAGAAACCACAGCGCACAUGCACAUCAUGACUGCAAGUACUGUCGUCGUAGG